Messenger RNA from Hevea brasiliensis (rubber tree), 931 nucleotides. RefSeq names its product protein VASCULATURE COMPLEXITY AND CONNECTIVITY. Bases 219 to 725 code for a protein of 168 amino acids. NCBI's taxonomy places the organism in Eukaryota, Viridiplantae, Streptophyta, Magnoliopsida, Malpighiales, Euphorbiaceae. The record is from RefSeq and is a predicted model, not a curated record. The transcript is spliced from 3 exons.
GGAAUCCAAAGAAAGAGAAAGUACCCACAAAAAAGCAAAUUAAAGUUUCCACUGCAUGGACAAAAGAAGCUUUUACUUAGUUUUUCACAGCUAAUACCAUUCUGUACUUACUUUACUACUCCAAAUUUCAAUAUAUUCUCUCUUAAUCUCUCUCCGCACCCUCCCUUUUCUCAUCUUCUAACUCUUUAGACUCUUCAAGUGCUCUCUAUUGUCAAGAAAUGGUUAAAUUUGGAGGUGUAGUUAUUUGUCUCUUGAUUGUUGCAAUUGAUGUGGGUGCUGGGAUUCUUGGCAUCCAAGCAGAAAUUGCACAAAACAAGGUUAAGCACUUGAGGCUGUGGAUAUUUGAGUGUAGAGACCCAAGCCAAGAUGCUUUCAAACUAGGGUUGGCUGCAGCAGCACUAUUAGGUCUAGCCCAUGUUAUUGCUAACUUGCUUGGUGGGUGUAUGUGCAUUUGUUCUCAAGAAGAGCUUCAAAGAGCUUCCCCUAACAAGCAACUUUCUGUGGCUUGCUUCUUUUUUACUUGGAUCAUAUUAGCAGUUGGAUUGUCGAUGUUGGUGAUAGGCACUUUGUCAAAUAACAAGUCAAGAGCUUCGUGUGGUUUCUCACACCAUCAUUUUCUAUCAAUUGGAGGCAUUUUGUGCUUUGUUCAUGGACUGUUCUGUGUUGCAUAUUACGUUUCUGCCACUGCUGCUCUUACUGAGGAAGAAAAGUAUGGUGGUGCUUAAGCUUAUAACCAUAAGGCCCUUUUAUGUGCUGCGCUUUUCUUUUCCUUUUUUCCUUUCUUUAGUCAUUAGUCAUUUUCAUGCCCUCUUUUUGCAAGGUAAAUUAAGUUUGUAAUCAUCCUGUUUAAUUUGUGGCAUGAAACAACUAAUUAAAUACAUUAGUUGUUAUAUUAGUUGUUAAUUAAUUUAAAUUUAUUUUCUUUAUUCAA